Molecule: messenger RNA, 3989 nt
Organism: Lacerta agilis (Sand lizard)
Lineage: Eukaryota; Metazoa; Chordata; Lepidosauria; Squamata; Lacertidae
Gene: FSTL4
Product: follistatin like 4
Exons: 15
Coding region: 8-2527 (839 amino acids)
Biological process (GO): multicellular organism development; cell differentiation; regulation of BMP signaling pathway
Molecular function (GO): protein binding; calcium ion binding
Source: RefSeq, a predicted model, not a curated record
UACAGCAAUGAAAUCAAUAAGCUUCUGGUCAUUCCUCAUAUUACUUGAGGUUUUCCCAUCAACUGCUUGGGGAUGGAUGGAAUCCAAUGGGAGCAAGCAAUUUUAUUCAGAUGCUGGGAGGCUAACACAUGAGGAAUCCAGAAGCUUUGAAGGCACAAGAAGAAAGGUGCUUUAUGGGGAAGAUGGCCUCCAUGCAUCUUGUGAAAAGAAGUACUGUGGGCGGGGAAGCAAGUGCGUUGUGAACAAGGAGACUGAUAAGCCCGAAUGUAGAUGCAUAGAUGACUGCAAGCCCAGUUAUAUGCCGGUGUGUGGAUCUGAUGGCAAAUUCUAUGAGAAUCACUGUGAACUUCAUCGAGCAUCCUGCUUGCAAAGGAAGAAAAUCUACAUUAUUCACAGCAAAGACUGCUUCUUCAAAGGUGACACGUGUACAAUGGCAGACUACCGUCAACUGAAGGGUAUCCUGCUGGACCUUCAAUCUCACCGGCAGAGGCAGCAAAACCACCCAGGAGAUGAGAGAAUCCAGAAGCGCUUCUUAGUUGAAGAUAUGUUUAACCACUUGGAUAUAAAUGGUGAUGGGCACCUCAGCAGCUCUGAAUUGGCUCAGUUGAUGAAAAGGGACGACCUGGAAGAAGUUUUCUUGGAUUGUACACCAGAGGAUCUUCUCCGAUUCGAUGAUUACAACAACGAUGGUUACUUAACUCUGCAAGAACUGUAUACUGCAUUCCAGGUGGUCCAACUCACACUUUCUGAAGAACAGAAGGUCAGCAUUACCACAGUAACUGUUGGGCUGAGCACCGUAUUGAACUGUGCUAUCCAUGGACCUCUGCGGCCUCCAAUCAUCUGGAAACGCAACGGGGUUGUGUUGAACUUUUUAGAUCUAGAAGAUAUUAAUGAUUUUGGAGAAGAUGAUUCUCUCUACAUCACCAAGGUAACAACUAUUCACAUGGGCAAUUACACGUGUCAUGCCUAUGGCUAUGAAGAACUGUAUCAGACCCACAUUCUUCAGGUGAAUGUGCCACCAGUGAUUCGUGUGUAUCCUGAAACCCAGGCACAAGAACCCGGGGUAUCAGCCAGCCUCAAGUGUCAUGCUGAGGGGAUCCCAAAUCCCAAAAUCUCCUGGCUAAAGAACGGCAUUGGUAUCAUGCCCAAAUUGUCUAAGCAACUGAUGCUAUUAGCAAAUGGAAGCGAACUUCACAUCAGUAGCGUUCGAUAUGAAGACACAGGUGCCUAUACUUGCAUUGCUAAAAAUGAAGUGGGAGUAGAUGAGGAUAUUUCUUCUCUCUUCAUUGAAGAUUCAGCUAGAAAGACUCUUGCAAACAUACUGUGGCGAGAGGAAGGGCUCAGUGUGGGAAAUAUGUUCUAUGUCUUUUCUGAUGAUGGGAUCACAAUAAUUCAGCCAACUGACUGUGAGAUCCAGAGGCACAUCAAACCAAAUGAGAAAGUUUUCUCAAGUUAUGCAGAAAUCUGUCCUAGAGUUGAAGGUGAAGCCAUUCAGUCCUGCCUCUGGGCUUCCGCUGUCAAUGUCAGAGACAAAUAUAUUUAUGUAACACAGCCAAAGUGGAAUAGAAUAAUGAUCCUUGAUAUCCAGACUCAGAAAGUCAUUCAGACCUUGGACACCGACCCUCUACCUGUAAAAUUACAUUACGAUAAGUCACAUGACCAAAUUUGGGUACUUAGCUGGGGCGAUAUGAAGAAGUCUCAUCCAGUUUUGCAGGUAAUACCAGAAGCAAGUACAGGAGACAACCAGCAUAUCAUUCGCACCCAUUUGAACGGGAUGGAUGAUUAUUUUAUUCCACAUACAAACCUCAUUAUCAAUCACAUCAGAUUUGGUUUCAUCUUUAACAAGUCUAAGUCUGUAGUUCACAAAAUUGAUCUGGAAACUGUGGCUCACAUCAAGACAAUCAGCUUCAAGAACUACAGCUGUUUGCCCCUAGCCAUGGCCUAUACACAUCUGGGUGGCUACUUCUUCGUCCAGUGCAAAACAAACAUGUCAAUACCAAUAACUCCACAGCUUAUAAUUGACAGUGUUACAGAUUCUGUUAUUGGCCCCAACAGCGAUAUAUCAGGUACUCCCUACAUCUCCCCUGAUGGACGCUAUUUGGUCAGUGCAGAUGAACAGAGCGGAAGGAUCAGAAUCCAGGCAAUAACAAUCCAAGGGGAAAUCAAGUUGAUUUAUGACUUACAAACCACCAUGCACAUAUCCGAUCUGACAUUUCAGUCCUCUUUCACCGAAGGCAAUCAGUAUUAUAUAUACGCUACUUCACAUUUGCAAACAGAUGUGCUUUUUGUAGAGUUGUCAACGGGGAAAAUGGACAUAUUGAAGAAUUUAAAGGACCCUAUCAAAUCCAAAGACUGGCCCUGGAGUAACUACAACAGAAUUAUCCAAGACAGUGGAUUAUUUGGACAAUACCUUAUAACACCAGCAAAGGAGUCACUAUUUAUAAUUAACGGGAGACAAAACACAUUACGCUGCGAGGUUUCGGGUAUCAAGAGAGGCAACACAGUGGUUUGGGUUGGAGAUGUAUGAAAAGUCAAAAGGAACAGAACUGCCAUAAAACAAUGGACUGAUUGGACCUUUAACUGCAAAAAAUAUAUAUAUGCAGUAGCAUUGUAUAUUUUUACACUGAGGGAAAAACUGUAUAAGCUUCAUGGUGCAACACUGGCCUACUUGCAAGGUUUAUAAUAUAAGGUAUGCUCUGCUAAUAGGAAUUGGUUAUGCUGGGAAUUUGUGUGGAAGUCGGACGUGACAGCUUGAGUUAUGGAACAUAUACUAGGAAAAGGAAUGAUUUCUCAAAACAGAGAUUGUUAUAAGCCACAUUCCUUGGUGAUUCUGUACAACAACACUUUUGAGUUGAAAAGCUGAUGACUCCUUAAGUUCCAUCAGUAUUCAUUCUAUUGGUCCAACAUAACAUUGCCUGUAGUGUGUGCCGUGUGGCAUGAAGUCAGGCCUGUAGCUUAGACAUUUUCACAUGGAUGGGCACACUGGAGAACCUUAGGCAUUUAUGUAUUUUGUUGAAAAUGCAAUCUCAGUCAAAAAGUCCUUUUUUAAAGCUUUUUUUUAAAAAAUGAAAAUGUUAUUUAUAUAAUUGUUCAGUAUGACAAAUAUUAUCAAGUCAGGAAAUUUAAAUAUUCAAACAGGUAAAAAAAAUCCACUCACCUUUAAAAAUAAUCAGACCAAGAAGGUAAGUUGAAAUAUCUGGUCAAUAUUUUUAUUUACGUUGCUUCGAAAUGCAGAUGGGGUGGCAAUACCCCUACAUGCCCUCCAAUAGCUGCAGGCGUCCACGGAAGACAUCACCUUUAACAUCAGAGGAAAGAGGUAAGAGGUUAAAAUUAAGGAUUGAGGGGAGGGUGUGAGAGCAUAUUGUCACUGAACGUAGUAUUUAGAAUGCAAAGAGAUUGGAGAGAAACAUACAUUGUUUCUUUACGGGGAUAUAUAAUUCAGGAAGGCUAACCCAACACCUUUCUGAGACCAAACAUGAUGGAAUUCUAUACUGUCAGGUAUAUUUCUCUGUCUCACAGCAAGCACCUAAAAUUGAUAUGGGUGGGGAACAUUUCUCCUCUUCAUUCCUAAGGAGAACAUUUUUCAAAUUUGUAUGAGGUGUUUCUAAAUAAAAUGGGUGAGGCGUAUUUGAAAGCUAAAAAACACAUGGGCAAAUAUGCAAAUAUCUUCUAUGUAAUCAGGAAAGAAAGCUUUAUCUGUUUUUGUUUUUAAGCAGCAGCUAUCAUUACUAAGUGUGCAAGAUGAACUGCUAUUUCAGCAGGCAGGAAAAUAAGCAGUGUUGUUCCCAGUACAGAGAGAAACGUUUCCAGAAAUAAUUUCUUCCCCUUCAUUAAAAAUUUACCAUUACUCGAAGUAAUUGGGUUCUUCAUGAAAACAAUAGCUAUGUCUUGAAAAGUACCCUUUCCAGUAGCCUAUUUUUGUGCAGAAAACUUUUAGCUUUUAUAUAAAUCAGACACUUAAUUUACAUCUGUCAUCCAAGAGCUGCUGC